Molecule: messenger RNA, 872 nt
Organism: Daphnia magna
Lineage: Eukaryota; Metazoa; Arthropoda; Branchiopoda; Diplostraca; Daphniidae
Exons: 6
Coding region: 225-689 (154 amino acids)
Source: RefSeq, a predicted model, not a curated record
UCCACUACUACAAACACAUUAUGAAAUUUUGGGACUCCAACGAAAUUGUUCUCCAAAGCAAAUAAGGGAUGCUUUUGUUGCAAUAUCAAAAAAGGUUCAUCCAGAUGUAAACAAAGAUGACCCAGAUUGUCACAAGUCUUUUCUCAAAUUAAAUGAAGCUUAUUCUGUACUUUCAAAGCCUUACAAAAGACAAUUGUAUGAUGCUAGUCUUGUGAGUAGGACAUAUGGGACAAUGCAGAACCAAUUCCAGUUCAUGGGUAGAAACUAAUGCUCCAUUUGGAAAAGUCAAUGAAUGGAGAGAUGAAACUCUCUGGGAAUCAAGGGACAAAUCCAAGGACAAAUAUUACAGUGACAAACCUUAUUAUGGGAUAAAAGGUGUACAAAGAAUAUCUAACAAGUACAUUGCUGCUGGAUGUGUAGUGUUUAUGCUAGCUGGAGCAGCUUUUCAUUUUGUUGUUGUUAAGCAAUCUUCAGCCAAAGCCUUGGAGGUGCUCAAUCAGGUUGAUCAAGAAAGCACUAAUUGGUAUUUAGAAACCAGAAGAAAAGCUCGUGCAAGUUCCACAAGUGAACAAAUCGAACGGCUAUCUAAGGAAUGGGAAGCGAACGACAAAUUGAAAAAAUAUAUGCGAGUUUCGAACAUUUCCUGUCGUGUUUUUAACUGCCAUGUCGAUAAGCUGUUCGUGUUGUAGAAAACGAACCUCAUUUUCCGGAUGCGCAGCCAGGAAGGUGCGUUUACAGGUGAUGGUGGCGUCAAGCAUUAUUACCAUAUGCUUUUAGCCCUUGAAGGUGAUAAUGCGCAGUCCACGGCAAAAUUUCGCCGUGAACAUAACUCGCGCCUUCAGUCGCAGAAGACGCCAACUCCACAGAGAUCC